This is a messenger RNA of Aureobasidium musti, 675 nucleotides long. The record is from the annotation of a GenBank genome assembly. NCBI's taxonomy places the organism in Eukaryota, Fungi, Ascomycota, Dothideomycetes, Dothideales, Saccotheciaceae.
AUGUCGGUCUUGGAUGUCACUACUACUACCGGCAGCUGGAGUGGUGAAGGCUGGAAGGACCGUAUCGACUCCAUCAUCAGCAGAUCCACCUUCCUCAUCUCGAGCUGCGACCGAUGCUCCGACUUUGACGACUCUUCUGACUCUGACGCUAUUUCCCUCAAGAGUGUUGAUUCCAUGGCUGAGUUUGACUAUGAGGAUGAUGAUGCCUCUUCUCCAUACUACUCCCUUGGUGAGUCUUCUGCCCUUACUGAAGCCUGGUCUGAACGUGCUGCAUUCUCACUCGCGAGCUUCUCUGAGACCAUGGGUACUUUGAUUGAUCGUGUGAUUGCUCUCUCACCAACUGCAGCCACCGUCACCCUGAAACUGAACAUUGGACUCAUAUGCAGUGAAUGCGACGCCUACCUCCGCUGGACUGAGACUGAACACGAGCCUCUCAAAAUCACUGGUCUUACUGACAAGGUCACUGCCGUCAUUGUUGAAGACAUGACUGCUGAUAUGGUUGAGUUGUUUGAGGACUUGACUUCCUUUCACCCUUACUACAACGCUGAGUACAACGCUGGUAGGUUCAACGGCUAUUUGACUGUUCUGACCGAGAGAUUGGAGAAGCUUGAGGCUGACCAGCUUGGUGCUGACGUUGCUGCUGCUAAGGCUUACCUUGAACUUGCUGAUAAGUAA